AUGAUUUCAGGUGAAGUAUCGAGUGAUACCGUGUCAACAGGAACGGUACCACGAGGUGGAGAACGUGUGGAAGCUGCAGAUUUAGGCCGGCACACGGAUAAGUUUGACGAGAGCACCCUGGCCGCUAACACAGCGAUCGACGCGAGGGGGGGAAGCCCCCAGGGUGCCCAUCUUUCGGGGGCUGUUACUCCGCGACCACCCAGAGGUCGGAGGAGGCCCAAUCAGAACGGCCUUGACACUACUCAGAUGAUGGGGAGGAAUUACAGCGACUUUAUGAGAAGUCUUGCUGCCAAGUACAAUAACGCCAAUCCUAACGAUUACUAUAGUUCUCCUCGCAACGGAUAUCCUCCAGGCUUUGACCCGCGAUUUCCAGGCUUUAAAGCAACAGCCACCCCCUUUGUCGGCCUAAUGGCGCCUCUUGGAACUCACCCCCAGCCUCCAACAGUUCCCAGUUCCUCUCCUCUCACUGGCAAGGAGCCAAAAGAGCCAAAGCAGGACUCGCUCUUUGGAAACCCAGUUUUCCCACCAAUGUUGGAUAUGUCCUCGACCCAGGCGUUGUUACACAUGGUUCGAACAGCGAACGCGGCUCAGAAUGCUGCGGAACUAGAAACUUACCUCAAAGGUGCGAAUAAACGAGACGUAGGAGUGACGAGUCCUCUGGAUUUGUCAAGCCCCGGGGGGUUCGCGCCUCGAAAGCGGCCCAGAAUUGAGACCAAGAGGCCGGGAAGUGUCUCGCCGAAACCAAAACCAGCGACAGCAGCGCCUCCUAGGUCGAGCACACCGCCACCGGUGAGAUGUCCUUCACUCUGCGGACAUAUGCCCUGUGGCGAUGGCCAGGCUGUCAAUCGAUGGAGCAUUGAAGACGUCGUUAACUAUGUCUCCUCGAUCGACAUCUGCGCGGAGUAUGCACAGUGUUACCCGGAUUAA
Messenger RNA from Cotesia congregata, 927 nucleotides. The record is from the annotation of a GenBank genome assembly. Lineage: Eukaryota; Metazoa; Arthropoda; Insecta; Hymenoptera; Braconidae.